AUGGACUCUCGCAGCUCUGUAGCCCAGAACAGGGCCGCCCUGGAGGAAUUCGUCCGACAGCCAGUCCGCUCCUACAUGAUCCAACAUCUGGCAAAGCAAGCCUCACAAGUCAUUAGAUGCGACUCAGAGCCUUCGCCGGCAGACACCCUACCCACGCCACCAUCCACCCCUCCGUCCCAUGCAUCUUCAGAAGUUGCACAGCCACCUCUCCCGACCUUGGAACAAUUCAUCAGCUCGCUAGUCCAGAAGUCGUCCGUACAGGUGUCGACGCUCAUGACCUCCCUUGUGUUUCUGGCUCGUCUGCGGUCACGACUACCACCCGUGGCCAAGGGCAUGAGAUGCACUGUGCACCGCAUCUUCCUCGCGUCUUUGAUCCUCGCCGCCAAGAACCUGAAUGACUCCAGCCCCAAGAACAAGCACUGGGCAAGAUAUACUUCGGUCAAGGGAUUUGAAGGAUUCGGCUUUGGGCUUGCGGAGGUUAACCUGAUGGAGCGACAGAUGCUGUAUCUCCUUGACUUCGAUUGCAGAGUGACUGAGCAAGAUCUCUUUGACCAUUUCGAACCUUUCCUUGCCCCCAUCCGCUUUCAGAUGGAACUACAGGCAGAAGAAGCGGAACUCAUCAGCAGCCACCGACAAUGGCACUCUCACCAGGCCUCGUACGACUCCAAUAUCUCCUUGCCACCUCCGCCGCGCAAGGAGCACAUUCUCCCGAGUGUGGCCACACCGCCACCGAGAGCAGCUGGUGUGUACGAUUCGCCUGCUGCCUAUACCACCGACGACGAUUCUUCCAGCAGGUAUUCUCGACAUCGAGCAAACAACAGUUCAGUCUCGCUACCUGCUCCUAGCCACAGACGGUGGCCUUCACCUUUCCGCCAUCAUGGUCAAGGUCAUGGUCGUUCUGUAUCGCCUCCUUCAAUCAGAGACCUUCCACCGCUUGUACCCUCAAGCCGACCUGGUACCAUGCACAGCCAUUCCAGCUCGCGCUCCUCAUCCAUGGCGCCAUCAUUACGAUCACGGUCAUCAUCAAUCGCACCUACCACUCGGGGCACUCCAUACACUUCAUCCCACCUUGACGACAGCGUUGUCGUGGUUGACCUGACAGAAAGCCCCGAUGCUUCUUAUCACAGCGCGUACGCUUCUGCCUUGGCAGGCUCAAGACCCAGCCUCAAAGGUCAUCAGAUCAGUUUCUCAACCGACAGUCAACAACCUUCGAAAAAGGUCAAGGCUGAUUCUGGCAUGGGAGGUGUUAUUGGCAGGAUGUUCAACUCGGCCAAUUAUCGGCUCGGCAGAACCCCUGUCCAAGUGGCUUGA
This is a messenger RNA of Exophiala spinifera, 1311 nucleotides long. RefSeq lists its product as uncharacterized. Gene Ontology annotation, biological process: regulation of cyclin-dependent protein serine/threonine kinase activity. The record is from RefSeq and is a predicted model, not a curated record. Gene Ontology annotation, molecular function: cyclin-dependent protein serine/threonine kinase regulator activity; protein kinase binding. Lineage: Eukaryota; Fungi; Ascomycota; Eurotiomycetes; Chaetothyriales; Herpotrichiellaceae. The transcript has a single exon. The coding region runs from base 1 to 1311 and encodes 436 amino acids. Gene Ontology annotation, cellular component: cyclin-dependent protein kinase holoenzyme complex; nucleus.